GCCAUCGCCAGUUUCAAGUUCUCAUCUGGAGAUUUCUUGAGCCUUCGUCCAUCCUCGGCAUCUCUGCCUCCACGCCACCGGGGGAAUUACCCCCGUACGGGGAAAUGCCGAGGUUCGUUUGGCGUCGCAUGGAGCAAGUCAACCGUCAUCCACUCAGCGUCCGUCCGAGACCCGCAGGCGUUGCAUAAGUGUUGAUUAUCACGGACUAUCCGGACCUCUUCAUUCAUCCUUUUUUUCUUCGUCUUCUUCUUCCUUUUCAUUCCUUCGUUGUCGCCGACUUCCUUUGACCCCCCUAUCUCCACUCUGUCCACGUCCCCGACCCCCUUUUCUUUUUAUCUUGAAUCCUGUCGGACUCAGGACGACUUGCCAUCCUCAUUCAUCUGGAGACUUGUGUUGUUGGAACAUAGACGCCGCGAUUAUGCUUUUCGCUCAACAACCAUCGCACCUCGCUCGUGCGAACGAACUGAGGCAAGAGCCCCCUCAAGGGGCUCCGUACUCCGUCGCCUUGCCGGGAACCGAAAAGCCCGGCCGGAGCAAAAUCUAUCGCGCCCAUACCGCCCAGAAGGAACUCGUGAAGACGUUGGACCCGCAGGUCCUUACCGCACAUGAUGCAUUCGAAUCAACCGCCCGCCGUGUUCCGAAAAACCAUUGUCUUGGAUGGCGCCCAUACAAUCACGAAACUAAGACGUUCGGCUCGUACCAGUGGAUUGACUAUCAGACAGUCCAGCAGCGGCGGACGACCUUUGGUGCCGGUCUGGUGGAAUUACAUAUGAAGCAUGACUGCCACCGUCCCGGCCAGUAUGGUGUUGGUCUGUGGUGUCAAAACCGCCCCGAAUGGCAGAUCACCGAUCUCGCGUGUAUGUCCCAAAGUCUCUAUUCUGUUUCUAUCUACGAUGUGCUAGCACCGGAUGCUACCGAGUACAUCAUCAACCACGCGGAGCUUUACUGCGUCGUGACCUCGCUGCCACAUAUCCCCACCUUGCUCAAGCUGAAGCCUCUGCUGCCCAAUCUGAAGAUGAUUGUCAGUCUGGAUCCGCUGGACGCUGGCGAACAGGCGGGUCAUUCGAAGCGGGCUCUUCUCGAGUCGGUGGCUGCCGGACAAGAUGUUUCGAUCUAUACGAUGGACCAGGUUGAAGAGUUGGGCGCUUCCGCCAAUCGUCCCUGCAACUCGCCCUCGCCUUCGGACAUUGUCACCAUCAACUACACCUCUGGAACGACCGGCCCUCCCAAGGGUGUGGUUUUGACACACGAGAACGCCGUGGCCGCCACUACGGGUGCUCUGGUCACAAUCGAACAAGCCAAAGGUGACACGAUGGCAUCUUAUCUUCCGCUCGCUCACAUCUACGCACGUUUGUCGGAGCAUGCGGCUUUCUGGGCGGGCGCUCGGAUUGGAUACUUUCAUGGCAAUAUUGUGGAGCUGGUCGACGAUCUGAAGAUACUGAAACCCACGGGGUUCAUGUCCGUCCCGCGUCUGUACAGUCGUUUCGGAAACGCAAUCCGUGCUUCGACCACCGAACAGCCCGGCUUCAAGGGUGCGCUCUCGCGACACAUCGUCGCGACGAAGACGGCCAACCUGAAAACCCCCGACCCUUCCAAAUCCUCUGUGCACCACGCUCUGUACGAUCGCAUCUGGGCAAAGAAGGUUGCUAGCGCUUUGGGCUUGGAACGCACGAGAACCAUGGUGUCCGGCUCGGCGCCGCUGGAUCCCUCGCUGCACGACUUCUUGCGAGUCGCUCUCGGGGUGAAUUUCGUCCAGGGCUACGGUCUCACCGAAACCUAUGCCAUGGCUUGCGCUCAGUCCCCCCAUGAUCUUACAGCCGGAAACUGUGGCCGUCUCGCUCCCUGCACGGAGGCUUGCUUGGCCUCUCUGCCCGACAUGGAUUACUCCGUCGAUGACAAGCCGUACCCUCGGGGCGAACUGCUCCUCCGGGGCCCUAAUGUUUUCCGCGAGUAUUUCAAGAACCCGGAGGAGACCGCCAAGGCGAUCACGGAAGACGGGUGGUUCCAAACCGGUGACGUUUGCACCAUCGAUGACAAGGGCCGCAUCGUCAUCAUCGAUCGCCGGAAGAACGUUCUGAAGCUGGCCCAGGGAGAGUACAUUUCACCGGAGCGUCUGGAAGGUGUCUACCUAUCCGAGCUGGGGUACUUUGCCCAGGGGUAUAUCCAUGGCGAAAGCGUCCAGACGUUUUUGGUGGGCAUCUUCGGGGUCCAGCCCGAUAUGUUCGCCCCCUUUGCCAGUAAAGUGCUCGGUCGGACCAUCAACGAGGCCGACAUCAAAUCUGUUCUGGACAACGAGAAGAUUCGGGCAGCCGUGCUGAAGGAUCUUGAGCGGGUGGCGAAGAAGCAUAAGCUGGCCGGAUAUGAACGGGUCAAGAACUGUGCCUUGAUGCUCGACCCGUUCACCGUGGAAAACAACCUGUUGACGCCAACCCUCAAGCUGAAGCGCCCUCCCACUGCAAAGCAGUACCGCACACUCCUGAAUGACCUCUACGCCCAGGCGACGGCGGAGCAGUCUACUCCUCGGGCCAAACUGUAGAUCGGAGAUGUUUCCCCUAUAUAUUUAUAUAUUUACAUAUUUCUUCCUGUUAUUUUAUUGGUUUGAGUUACUAGAUAUUGAUGGGGAAGAUGAGGUUCACUUUGACAGGCCAUGUACAUAUCUACUACCGUUGAGCGGGAGACAUCGCGAGAACGCUGGAUCAU
This is a messenger RNA of Aspergillus steynii IBT 23096, 2700 nucleotides long. Its product is annotated as putative AMP-binding enzyme. Lineage: Eukaryota; Fungi; Ascomycota; Eurotiomycetes; Eurotiales; Aspergillaceae. The transcript has 5 exons. Gene Ontology annotation, cellular component: endoplasmic reticulum; membrane. Gene Ontology annotation, biological process: long-chain fatty acid metabolic process. Gene Ontology annotation, molecular function: long-chain fatty acid-CoA ligase activity. The coding region runs from base 419 to 2536 and encodes 705 amino acids. The record is from RefSeq and is a predicted model, not a curated record.